Molecule: messenger RNA, 1655 nt
Organism: Ceratotherium simum simum (southern white rhinoceros)
Lineage: Eukaryota; Metazoa; Chordata; Mammalia; Perissodactyla; Rhinocerotidae
Source: RefSeq, a predicted model, not a curated record
AUGAGAUGGAGAAGGGAGACAGAUCAUGAAGACCGGGAUUGCCUGAGACGUCUCUCCAGCAAUAGUGCUUCCAAUGGUGGCGACCUUAGCUGGAUCUCCAAAAUACAAGUGAAUCACCCAGCAGUUCUGAGGCGAGCAGAACAAGUCCAGGCUCGCAGAACCGUGAAAAAGGAGUGGCAAGCUGGUUGGCUCCUGAAAGCAGUUACCUUUAUAGACCUUACUACACUUUCAGGCGAUGACACAUCUUCCAACGUUCAAAGGCUCUGUUAUAAAGCCAAGUAUCCAAUCCGGGAAGAUCUCUUAAAAGCUUUAAAUAUGCAUGAUAAAGGCAUUACCACAGCUGCCGUUUGUGUUUAUCCUGCCCGGGUGUGUGAUGCAGUGAAAGCGCUGAAGGCUGCAGGCUGUGAUAUUCCAGUGGCAUCAGUGGCUACUGGCUUUCCAGCUGGACAGACUCAUUUAAAAACACGAUUAGAAGAGAUCAGAUUGGCUGUGGAAGAUGGAGCUACAGAAAUUGAUGUAGUGAUUAACAGGUCCUUGGUGCUGACAGGCCAGUGGGAAGCCCUGUAUGAUGAGAUUCGUCAGUUUCGCAAGGCCUGUGGGGAGGCUCAUCUCAAAACCAUCUUAGCAACAGGAGAACUUGGAUCUCUUACUAAUGUCUAUAAAGCCAGUAUGAUAGCAAUGAUGGCAGGAUCAGAUUUUAUUAAGACCUCUACUGGAAAAGAAACAGUAAAUGCCACCUUCCCAGUAGCUAUAGUAAUGCUACGGGCCAUUAGAGAUUUCUUCUGGAAAACUGGAAACAAGGUAGGCUUUAAACCAGCAGGAGGCAUCCGCACUGCAAAGGAUUCCCUUGCUUGGCUCUCUCUCAUAAAGGAGGAGGUAGGAGAUGAGUGGCUGAAACCAGAACUCUUUCGAAUAGGUGCCAGCACUCUGCUUUCGGACAUCGAGAGGCAGAUUUACCAUCAUGUGACUGGAAGAUAUGCAGCUUAUCAUGAUCUUCCAAUGUCUUAAAUCAGCAACGAAUUCUGGAAAAGUUUUUUACAACAACAUUUAAAAAUUAUUUUCCACGUAAUUGCUAAAAUUAUUUAAUUAAAAAAUGAAGUAAUAGAUAACUGACUUUUUUCCCUUAAAAUUUCCAUUGAAUUUAAUUCAAAGAGUGAAAGAAAAAAACAGCUCAUCCAUGCAUGUUGCUUAUUUCAGGCACAUCUGAAAUGGUCUUAAUUCCUAGAAGAUCUGCACUGUUAAUUUUGUGAAGGUUUUCUCUUAAAAACUCUGAGUAAAAUGUUAAUGAUAACUUUGAUAACAUUAAAUAAUAAGGGGAAAAAAUGUUCAACUGCAUAAGAAAUGUGCUCUAGCCAAAGAAAAUGCAGCAUCCCUGAUCUGCUGGCUGUACUGUAACUAGACUUCAGGAGUCCUGACUCGGCACUAAUUUCCUGCCAUGAAAAGCCAUCUUUAAUUUUUGCAAGUGAUAUGCUCUUUUAUUAAUUGUUUUGCUAAUGAAAUUUCUAUCAUUGUUGUUUAAAACUAUGGAUAUCAUAGAAUUUUUUAAAUAAAAUAAAUCCCUGUAGUUGUCUAUUUUAAAAAAAGAAAACUUUAAAUUGUAACAAUACGUAUUGAAAAAUUAAUCCACUAAACAUAUGAAGAGGUUUUAUCAAUGA